This is a messenger RNA of Gadus chalcogrammus (walleye pollock), 1516 nucleotides long. RefSeq names its product claudin-4-like. NCBI's taxonomy places the organism in Eukaryota, Metazoa, Chordata, Actinopteri, Gadiformes, Gadidae. The record is from RefSeq and is a predicted model, not a curated record. Gene Ontology annotation, molecular function: structural molecule activity. Gene Ontology annotation, cellular component: bicellular tight junction; plasma membrane. Bases 178 to 957 code for a protein of 259 amino acids. The transcript has 3 exons. Gene Ontology annotation, biological process: bicellular tight junction assembly; cell adhesion.
AGCAGCUUCACUUCACGUGUCUCUACCAACCAAACAACACACGAUUCUUUUCAUGAUGCCAAAGAGGCAUUUUUAAGCAAUAAGUAUAACUAAAUUAACUCACUUUUUGCGGCAGUUUUUCCUUUUCAGAAAACAGUUUUUUGAAAACGUUUCCAGGGAAAAGAGGAUUUAUUUGGGAUGGAAGGACAAGGCAGACUGAUAGGGGGUCUGGCUCUGGUGCUGGUGGGGAUCCUGGGAGUGGGUCUGACGACGGGACUGCCCAUGUGGCGAGAAUCAUCUUUUGUGGGUGCAAAUAUUGUGUCAGCACAAACGAUCUGGGACGGCCUGUGGCUGGCCUGUGUGGUCCAGUCCACGGGCCAGAUGCAGUGUAAGAAACCGUCGGGCAUCACCUACACCACCGACCUGCAGGCGGGGCGGGCCCUCACGCUGCUGUCCAUCAUCCUGGGCCUCAUCGGCUUCAUCAUCGCCAUCAUGGGAGGGGGCGUGGCCAACUGCAGCAGCGCUCCACCCGACGACUAUUACACCACCAGUCAGUCCGGCACGCGGUCCUCCCAGAACAAGGCCGCCCUGCUGGGGGGGCUCCUGUGUCUGGUUGCCGGGGUCCUGUGUCUGGUGGCGGUCAUCUGGUCGGCGGCGCUGACCGCCUAUGUGAGCAACGACCCGCUGAUUGUGACCUCCCUGAAGCGGGAUGUGGGCACCUCCAUCUACAUCGGCCUGGCCUCGGGGGUCCUGCUGCUGCUGGGCGGGGCCGUGGUCUGCAUGGUGUGCGGGAACAAGCCUAGCGCCCCCCAGCGGGUCUACCUGCGCCCCCCGGUAGAGUACAGCUAUGCCGCCCCCUCCCAGGACAGCCGGUCGUGGCGCAAGAACGGGCCGUACGACCAGCCCCUGGAGACCCGGGACGGCUCCCGGUACCCAGCUUGGAGCCCGGGGCCCAGCGCCGCCUCCUUCCCAAGAUAACGGUCCGAACGGGCGCCUCUGGAGGGGGACGCCCUGGCAUCACCGCCCCCCCCGCCCCGGGCGUAUUACUUCAACACGCCGACUUAAGAAUCCAAAACGAAUGCUUCAUAGAACAACUUCCAUCCAUCCUUUUCUCCUUCAACCUGAACCCCUGGUGGGACUCUGUCCAUCACUGGGACACAUCCACUCAACAAUAGGAUUUUGGGGUCUUGUCAGUGGUUGUUUUUAUGUUGUUGUUGUGGUUAACAAUCAUGUGUCUCUGUCUCAUUCACUGAGAAAACUUCUUCCCAAGGGGACAAUAAAUGAUCUAUCUAUCUAUUUAUCACCCCAUUCGCACACGGUCAAUCCCAGAACCUGUGAAGCAUCUUUAAUUUCUGAGGGGGAUCCGUCACCCUCUGCUGUUUAUUAUACUCAAUACACCAAAUCUAGAGAAAGAUUGCACAUCUCUGCUACACCAUUUGCUGUAAUUUCUAUUCCAUUUAAAUAUAGAAUGUAUACUGUACAUGUGUGUGUUAAUUAUAAAUGGUUCUAUCUAUUUCAAAAAAUCAAUAAACGUGUC